CUCAUUCUUAGCUGGUUUCACACAGUGGGCCAUGCGCCCUGUCUUCCUCUCUCACUCUCUCCUCCAUGGCCUUAUAUACGAACCUUCCCUCACCCUUUCCACACAACAAAACCAUCAAAUUAACAGUUUUGAAGAUGGCCAGAGUUGGAAAGCUAACGAAGCUCAAGUCAGCCAUAAAGAGAUGGCCGUCAUUCACCAAGCUCACCCGCUCCGCCAGCUCCAUAGCGGUCGCAAACGAAUCCGACGAGGUCUUAAAGGAGGAACUUCAUGCAGUCUAUGUGGGAAAGUCUCGGCGGCGGUACCUUGUAAGCUCCGAAAUUAUGGAUCAUCCGCUGUUCCAGGAGCUGGUGGACAAGUCGGGUGAAGAUGGUCAUGACGGGGUUGCGGUCGCUUGUGAGGUGGUGCUGUUCGAGCACUUGCUGUGGAUGCUCGAGAACGCUGAGACUCAGUUGGGGUCCAUGGAUGAGCUUGUUGAGUUCUACAGUACUUGCUGAUCAAUUUUUACUGUGGAUGGUGGAUGAUGAUGAUUAGGUGUUUGAAAGAAUGGAUGAACGAAUUAAUUGUAAAGAUUAUAUAGUAGGGUUGGUAGCGAUCGAGUAGUGUGUUUGUAUAAUUGUUUUUGUUUGGAGGCACGAUGAGGAUUGACCCAUUUCAUUUUAACGAGGAUGGUGAUGUUAAACAACUUGAUUAGGCUGGUUUUUAAUUAUUAAUUGUUGAUUAAUGGAUUAUGAUCGAAAUUGUCUAGGCAUUGCUUUGAUCCA
Alnus glutinosa is the source of this 761-nucleotide messenger RNA. RefSeq names its product auxin-responsive protein SAUR78-like. Gene Ontology annotation, biological process: response to auxin. NCBI's taxonomy places the organism in Eukaryota, Viridiplantae, Streptophyta, Magnoliopsida, Fagales, Betulaceae. The coding region runs from base 66 to 494 and encodes 142 amino acids. The transcript has a single exon. The record is from RefSeq and is a predicted model, not a curated record.